Penicillium daleae is the source of this 2046-nucleotide messenger RNA. Its product is annotated as DEAD/DEAH box helicase. Gene Ontology annotation, cellular component: nucleus. Gene Ontology annotation, molecular function: ATP binding; RNA binding; RNA helicase activity. The coding region runs from base 1 to 2046 and encodes 681 amino acids. The record is from RefSeq and is a predicted model, not a curated record. NCBI's taxonomy places the organism in Eukaryota, Fungi, Ascomycota, Eurotiomycetes, Eurotiales, Aspergillaceae. The transcript has 2 exons.
AUGGCCGACGGUCUGCAGAUGGGCAACUUGUCCCUCCAGGACUCCCAGCACGCGCCCCAGGGUGGCCCCCCUGGCCGUGCUGCCUACAUCCCUCCUCACCUCCGCGGACGCAACGUCGGUCCCAGCAUGGACGGCGGUGCUCCUCCUCCUGGCCCCAGCGCUGGCUUCUCUGCCCCUCGGGAUGCUCGUGGCGGUGACUGGGCUAAUGCCAAUGCCCCCAACUUCAGUCCUCGCGGCCCUGCCAACGGUAAUACCAGCUGGAACCCCAUGGAAAAACUCCGGCCAUUCGAUCCCUAUGCUUACGGAUAUCCAGGUCACGCAGGCUCGUACGGUGGUGGUGGUAGCUACGGCGGCGGCGGCGGCGCUGCUGCUCGUGGCUCUGGCGAUGGCCAGUGGCGCGAUGGCAAGCACGUCCCCGGUCCUGCCAACCCUCGCUUGGAGCGUGAGCUCUUCGGUCUCGGUCAGGAUGACCCCUCCAAGCAGCACACCGGCAUCAACUUCUCCAACUACGAUGACAUUCCCGUUGAGGCGUCCGGUCAGGACGUCCCUGAGCCCGUCAACACCUUCACUAACCCCCCUCUUGACGACCACCUCAUCUCCAACAUCAAGCUUGCUAGCUACGUUACUCCUACCCCCGUCCAGAAGUACUCCAUCCCUAUUGUCAUGGGUGGCCGCGACCUGAUGGCCUGCGCCCAGACCGGUUCCGGAAAGACCGGUGGUUUCCUCUUCCCCAUCCUCUCUCAGGCUUUCCAGACUGGCCCCUCUGCCGCCCCUCAGCAGGCCGGCGGUGGUCAGUUCUAUGGCCGCCAGCGCAAGGCUUACCCCACCUCGCUCAUUCUCGCCCCUACCCGUGAGCUUGUCUCCCAGAUUUACGACGAGGCCCGCAAGUUCGCCUACCGUUCUUGGGUCCGCCCCUGCGUUGUGUACGGUGGUGCCGACAUUGGCUCUCAGCUGCGCCAGAUCGAGCGUGGCUGCGAUCUCCUGGUCGCUACUCCCGGUCGUCUGGUCGACCUGAUCGAGCGUGGCCGUAUCUCCCUCGUCAACAUCAAGUACCUGGUUCUCGACGAGGCUGACCGCAUGCUGGACAUGGGUUUCGAGCCCCAAAUUCGCCGCAUCGUCGAGGGUGAGGAUAUGCCCCGCGUUGAGGACCGCCAGACUCUCAUGUUCUCGGCCACCUUCCCCCGUGACAUCCAGAUGCUGGCCCGCGACUUCCUGAAGGACUAUGUCUUCCUGUCGGUUGGUCGUGUCGGUUCCACCUCCGAGAACAUUACCCAGAAGAUCGAGUACGUUGAGGACGCUGACAAGCGCUCCGUUCUUCUGGACAUCCUUCACACUCACGGCACUACCGGCCUGACCCUCAUCUUCGUCGAGACCAAGCGUAUGGCCGACUCGCUCUCCGACUUCCUGAUCAACCAGCGCUUCCCCGCCACUGCCAUUCACGGUGACCGCACUCAGCGUGAGCGUGAGCGUGCCCUGGAGAUGUUCCGUAACGGCCGUUGCCCCAUCCUGGUCGCUACCGCCGUUGCUGCUCGUGGUCUCGAUAUCCCCAACGUCACCCAUGUCAUCAACUACGAUCUGCCCACCGAUAUUGACGACUACGUCCACCGUAUCGGUCGUACCGGUCGUGCUGGUAACACCGGUAUUGCCACUGCUUUCUUCAACCGUGGCAACCGUGGUGUCGUCCGUGACAUGAUCGACCUCCUGAAGGAGGCCCACCAGGAGGUUCCCUCCUUCCUGGAGAGCAUUGCUCGUGAGGGCAGCGGUUACGGUGGCCGUGGUGGUGGCCGUGGCGGCCGUGGUCGUGGCAGCUCCAAUGCUACUCGUGAUGUCCGUCGCUUCGGCGGUAGUGGCAUGGGUAGUGGUCAGUCCUCCUUCGGCGGCGGCGGCUAUGGCGGGGCUCCCUCCUACGGCGGCUCAGGCGGCUAUGGUGGUGGUGCUCCCUCCUAUGGCGGCUCUGGCAGUGGUGCUGGCUAUGGCGGCGGCAGCUACGGAGGUGGUAGCUACGGCAACCCCAGUGGCGCCACUGGCCCCUCCUCUUGGUGGUAA